Engraulis encrasicolus (European anchovy) is the source of this 3302-nucleotide messenger RNA. Its product is annotated as thrombospondin type-1 domain-containing protein 1. The coding region runs from base 56 to 3133 and encodes 1025 amino acids. Gene Ontology annotation, cellular component: cell periphery. The record is from RefSeq and is a predicted model, not a curated record. NCBI's taxonomy places the organism in Eukaryota, Metazoa, Chordata, Actinopteri, Clupeiformes, Engraulidae. The transcript is spliced from 12 exons.
UGGCUGAGCAGGAGAGGCAUGUGUUGCUAAAGGGUCUCGCAGCACAUGCAGCGGAAUGACUCAGGGACCCACGCGCUGUAGGACACACCUACCAGUACUUCUCAUGCUCGCUGGCUAUGCAAUGGCUGGUCUCCAGUUGUGGCCCUCAGUUCACGUGGCCCUCAGCAACGCCAGUGUGUUUGUGAACUACUACACAGAUGGCAACGGAACGGAGCACAACCUCACCCUGUCUCUGGUGGACGUCGGUAGCAAUGCUACCCUCUUAACCAGGUACCUCCCGAGGCACCAGGCGGAGGGCAAGCUGGAGUUCGACUGCUCCUGCUUCCUCUACGCUGGAAGCUUCCGCUUCCUGCUGGUGCAGAGCAGCAGCAACCAGAGCAGCGACACACAGUGGUGGAGCACAGUACUGCAGGUCAGUUGGCCCACCUUCCACAUCUCUGUGGAGCGCGCCAGCAACCGCUCCUCCAGCUCCUUCCAGAUCGGCGUGUCCACCAGCGAGCACUUCCACGCCUGCACCCUAGAGGGCGCCGCUCGCCUGCUGCUGGAGGUCACCUACCUGGAGCACAACCAGAUUGGCAGGAACAACAUCAACAAGGUGCGGGCGCAGACGGAGCACGAGCUGACGGUGGUGCCGAGGUCGCAGCGUGUGGAGCUGGCCUGCGUCUUCCCCUUCUCGGAGCAUGACUUCAUCCGCGUGGCCCUGAAGUCGCCUCAGGCCUCUGAGGAGAUCAAGACCUCCGUGCCCCUCUACCUGUCUCGCAUCUUCCCUUACAAGCUGCUGGUGGACGGCAGCAGCAGUACCCUGCGGGGCGGCUGCAAGGGGGCCGUGACCGUGCGCCUGGUGCCCCCUCCCUGCGCCUUCACCAAUGGGAAAGUGCUCCUGUACCGCGGAGGUGGGGCGCCGCCACGGCUUCCAGAUGUUUCCGGAUCGUCUCCGGGCAGCGCUGCGGCGGGGUCCUCCUCUGGCCCCGAAGAGGCGGCCUCGUCACCGUCGCUGGCACACCUGGCCUACAGGUGGCUGACGCACGGCGAGAACGAGACGGAGUUCAACUGCUCCGUCUUUGACCCCGGCGAGCACAAGUACUGCUUCCGCUUCGUCCUCAACUACAGUCGGUCUCCCAGCGCGGCACAGACCUGCACGGUGGUGCAGAGAAUCACAGACACGUGGGCUCCCUGGCAGCCCUGGAGUGGUUGCAGUGUGACCUGCGGGGAGGGCGUGAGGGAGCGGACGCGCAAGUGUCUGGUGCCCUCCAGUGGUGGCGGCAUGCAGUGCACCGGCCUGCUGAAGGAGCAGUCUCACUGCUCACUGGAGGACUGCAAUGUUCCUCUACCAUCUGUAACACCCCCCCAAGAUUCCGCUGUGUCUGACUCUGGUCUCCGCGGUAACCUGGUGGCCCUGGUGGGCAUCUCGCUGUGCCUGGUGGUGAUCGCGGCCACCGUGCUGGUCACCGUGUGGAGGAAGGGCUGCUGCUGCUGUGCCGGGGCCGCCAAGUGCAGCUCCAUGCGCCGCCGCUCCAGCUCCAUGCCCAUGCACCACCACUCACCAGGUGGCCGCAAAAACUCGGACGAGGCCUCCAUCUGCGGCCACAGUCUGCAGAGGCCCAGCUUCUGUGACAGCCUGCAGUCUCCUCCUCCUGCCCCCCUCCAGAAGCACCCCCUCCAGCAGCAGCAGCAGCAGCAGCAGCAGUCGUCCCUGCCGUCUCCCAUCUCCCCCAGCCAAGACCCGGAGCGCUUGUCCCCGUCCGGCCAGAAGAUCCUGCCGCCCAUCUUCGGCUACCGGCUGGCCCAGCUGCAGCUGAAGGAGAUGAAGAAGCAGGGCCUGCGGGAGGCCACCAAGGUCUACCACGUCUCCCAGAGCCCCGUGGAUGACACCCUGCUGGAGGCCGCCGUGGUGGCAGACGAGUCCACCCAGAGCGCGCUCAGCCACACGCUGCAGGACAGCACCACCGAGAGCCAGGACCUCGACUCCGACUUGAGUCGCUUCCGCAUCCGGUCUCCGUUCCUCCUGGACACCAAGUCGUGGACGCCUGCAAACAACACCACCACCAACAACAACAACAAAGCGUCCUCCAGGACCCUCCCCGAUCGUCUGGGCCCGAAAUCCGACUUCCUGGUGGGCUCCCCGCCGACGGGCUUCAGCGCCCAGAAGAGAGAGAGGACGGCCGACUGGGUGGAGAUGGUGGAGCGUUGCGGCGUGGGCGUCUCCAAGAACCCCAACUUCAGACGCACGGCCAGCUUCCACGAGACCAAGCUGCACCACCACCAGCCCAACAGCCAAUCAGACUCCUGCUCACCCGCCGGACGCUCCUUCCGGGAGCGCAGCAUGACUCAGGUGACCCCACGACAGAUCCCCGAGGGUAGCUGCAGGACCCGUGCGGCCUGGGAGCAGCAGCAGCAGCAGCAGCAGCAGCCGGUGCCCUUGUGGGAGAGAGAGGCCGCUGCCCUGGGCAACCCCAGAACUCCAUGUGACGCCACCGCCCUGGGCAACCCCAGAACUCCAUGUGACGCCACCGCAGCAGACAGCAGGAGGCGGCCGUGGAUAGAGGCAUCGUCCUGUUUCCUCGACCUCAGGUCACCCACGGGGACGGGAGGCACGUCCAGAACCACCUCCCCCGGGACGGUAGGCAGCAUCACCCGAGCAGCAGAGCCUGCGGUGGUGCUGGGAGAGAGGGGGCACAGAGGAGGAGGAGGAGGAGGAGGAGGAGGAGGAGGCGGGAAGGCUGGCCCCAGCAUUGGCACACCGGGUCUGAGUCAGGGACCGAACCAGGUGGAGCAGAACCGCAGCGGCCGCAGGGGCCCGUCCCCAAUCCACCGCACCAUCCUGGCACGGAAGCUACGCAACAAAGCGAACGCAAACGCGAGUGCUAACAGUAACAGUAGCAAUAACGGCACAGCAGCUGCUAACGCCGCGUACCAUCGGCAGCGCAGCGCUACCUUCUCUGCUUCGGCGGAGGAGAGGAAGGAGCGCUGCCGCAGCCUGCCGCUGUCGGGCGACUACAGCACCAUCAGCUCCCCCUACAGGCUGUCGGAGGUGGAGAAACGCAUGAUCGACCUGCCGGGCCACCUGGGCGAGGAACGGAGGGUGGGCCAGAUGCAGGCGGAGGCGCCGUCGGGAGCACACAGGCAUAUGUGAAGAAGAGAUUGGGAUUUAUGGCUCUUCUAUGGGAUCCGGAACAUACUGGGUCGGUAAUUUCAGAGAGCUGUUGAUUCUUCAAUGAAUCAAAAAACGUUUUUUUAAAGCGGCUCUUUCAAUGUUUGACUCCACCUCUAGGUCAUUUUGGCCUCCUCCUUAUGAAGACCAG